Molecule: messenger RNA, 6223 nt
Organism: Paramuricea clavata
Lineage: Eukaryota; Metazoa; Cnidaria; Anthozoa; Malacalcyonacea; Plexauridae
Source: the annotation of a GenBank genome assembly
UUGCCUUUUAUACUAUCACAAUAGGCAUGAAGCACUACAUCGACAUGCAGCACAACAUUUAAACAGUGACUCCGGAACCAUAUUAGAUCUUUCAAUCACAAAAAAUACUCAAAUGAUACAGAACUUUCGAAAUAUAUUUGGAAAUUAAAAGGGUGAAAACAAACAAGAUUCCGACAUAACUUUGUCAAUACUAAAACGCGUUGUUUCUUACACGGGAGGAUAAAAAAGAUGUAAUUGGUGUUUAGAGGAGAACCUAUGUUUUUUGAAGGAAAAAAUAAACAAUUUUCACAGUUAACAAAAAUAGGAAAUAGUUUCGACCUGAAAAAUUGAAAAUUUGUCAGCCACCAUGAAACAAGCUGUUAUAUAUGGCAACCUUUUGAGGUAAAAAAACCUAUAUAUAAAUAUAUAUAUAUAUUCUACUAGGCUAUAUUCCAAAUUCAUAGUAAGAAAUUUGACUAUCCCUAAAAGUAUACUAAUACACAAAUCACAUACAUUAACUUGAUCUGAACAAAAGCUAUCUAACGAAUACAACGGAACAUGAUCUUCGUCUGUAUACGACGAAUCCAAAACAUCGUCCAAAUGAAAAUUCGAGGAAUUCCAACUCCAACUUCUCAGCAGACCUGUCCCAGAGUGAUUUGCAGUUAUAACGCCCUAAACAAUUUGCGAACCAUUUAAAUUGAUAAUUGAUUGAGUUUGUCAAGUUAGUUUAGCAACUAGUAAGUUAAAUAUAAAAUUCUUUUUUCAUCGAAAACAACUAAUUAACCUUUAUAUAUAUCAAGCGACAGAGCAGAGACUGAAUGGAAUAACUUAUAUAUAUAUAUAUAUAUAUAUAUAUAUAUAUAUAUAUAUAUAUAUAUAUAUAUAUAUAUAUAUAUAUAUAUAUAUAUAUAUAAUGUAGCAUUUGUAAAUUCUGAACGCUGAUUGGCUAAGAGCCGUGUUAAUAUAACUCACGUCAACAUGGAAAAUUUAUUUCUUUAUAUAUUUCUUUGUGCUGUGCAAUUUCUUUCUUUAUAUUUCUUGUGCUCUUUGUUAUUCGUGGAAAUUGGGAAAACUCGAAAUUGGAAUUGUGUGAAAACACUCCGCCCUCUCGUACGUUUUCCCAAAAUAUCAACACGGAAAAUGUUAUAUAAUUAUUUGUUAAAUAGAAAAUAAGCACCUUGAACCCACAUCUUUUUCGUGAAUUCUUGAACUUAGAACAUAAGGUAGCAAAAAGCAAAAUAUAAUUCUUAAAAAACAUGAUGUCUUUUCAAUCUUUGAUAAAUAUUUAAGCAUAUAAGCAUUCCAGAAUUCAUAUGACAUAAUGAAAGAUUUUUGCAGUAAAAGAUAGUGUGCAAAUUUUCUACAUGGGUCAUAGCAAAUUUUGUAUAAUAUUAUACCUCAACUUUAAAUUGUUCGAUUGAAAAAAGCAUUGCAGUAUAGCACGUGAUGAUGUGUUUUUUUGCGGUGUAUUCCAGCGUCAUGAUGCAGCAAUCAUAAUAUCCACGGCAGAUCUGUCGUGGGAUAUUAUUAUAUCUUACGCGCUAUGCAUGGAAACCACGAGAUUGGCAAUAAAAAAAUAUGGCGUGCUCGAAGUUUUGUUCCUAUGUUUUGUUCAUAAAGAUUUAUUGCUUUAACUCUAAAGAGUUUCACAUGAAUAUUAGGGAUAUGUUACCUUCAAUGAUCCCAUAGAGGCGGGUUCAAAUAUUCUAAAGGGGAAACGUCAAAAACUCAGGUAUAAAUAAAAAAAUAAACAUUGUAUUCGCUUAGUUACUCAGCAGGUUUAUUCUCAAUUUAAUUAGUGCAUUCUUUAACUUUCGGUAUAAUAUAUUACUAAUAUAGACCAUCCGAUAGGGGGAUUCCGGCGAAAAAUAUUACCCUCAUCGGGAAAUAUCAUAAACGUCGAGUAAUAUUUCGCCGAAUCUCCUUUGCUUAAUGGUCUAUAUAAACGAUAAACAUAACGAGAACACAUUUAUCUUUUAAUUUAAAUUUCCGGUCCUAAUUACAUUUGGUGGAUUUGUUUGCCCGAGUUUGGGCAUAAAGUACGUUUAUUUCGUGAUUUUGUGAGAAUUUAUAUAAAUAUCAAGAUAGUUUAAAAACAGGUUAGCCAACCUCCACCACAAAACGUGCGAACUUACAAGAUUCUGCAAAUUGAAUUGUAUCAUUAUAUGUUUCACCAUUUGGACGAGUCAAAUCAUUGGUGUCAUCAUCGUCCAUGAAUCCGCAAAGACCCUCAGUAGUUUUUGAGAACGCUGCCAUUGGUAUAAAAUGCACAUUGAGAUAUUGCCUCGACAUCACUGGACUGUAUUCCGUUUCUACUGACACCGUUGCACCUAAGCAAUAUAAAAACAAAUGUAAGCCACUAUAUAAAUUAUAACAAUGAGCCACAAUAUAAGAGAAUUGUAUUUUGUUAUUUCCCUGAAAAUUGAGAAAGGUUUCGUCAUAAAAUGAGUGAAGUAUAUAUGAACCCAACUCAGCCAAUUCUAAUAAAAAUACCCGAAAAGAGAGCUAGUGACCUAGCGGCCAGUCUUAUAAUAAUUGGCACUGCGGAGGAGACAUGUAAACCAACAAACAUACAUAUCGUCUUUUCUUCUGAUUUUUUCCUCUUCUUUUCUCAUUGAUACUUUGUGUUGAAAGUAAUUUUGGUGAACAACAAGAAAACGCUGCAUGGUGCUCAUUUGGAAUCAAAUUUGGAAUUAUUUGGAUCUAUAGAGCAAUAGAGACAAUCCUCAGUCUAUAUAUCUACACCAUGCAGUUAUACUUUGGGGGGUAGAAUAAACAUUCAAAACAGCACGGGAAUUGGCGAUCAAGAGUACAUUGCACUGGAAAAAAAAGUGAAAUCUAUACUACGAAAUUUGCAAUUGCACCACUAAAUCCAUAGUAGGCUAUAUCCAUACUAUUUCCAUACUAUAUCCAUACUAUGGAAAUAUACAAUUAUUAUGGAUAACCAAAAUCCACUGAUUCUAUUUCCAAUAAAGUUCCAUACAUGCAAUUUCCAUUCUAUGACCUUCUAUGGAUUUUCAAAAUUUUUUCCAGUGUUGUCAAAAUGACUUUGUAUAAAUUUUUUACUCCAUGCAAAUAUGACGUUAACGUUACUAACUUCUUAUUAACCUUAAGGUUACAGAACACCUUUGAGUGUUAAUUUUGCCUAAAAUUUUUUUAUUGGUUUCCAUGAAAGCAUUAGACUAGUCCUACUAUCUGACAAAGUUUGAGCGAAAAAUGUUGAAAACUCGCAGAGUUAUUUAAUAAAAUACAUUUUGCUGCAAUAAGAAAAACAUUGGAAAUGUAAUAUUCAAAUUCAAUUUUCUCCCGAAACAUUUUACGGCAAUUACUCAUUUUCAAACGAGUUAUUCUCCUGCGGGUUUUAACGAAUUUUUCUCAAAUUUUCACAGGACAUAGCUAAAGACGUCAGUUGCAAAAUUGUGUUCGGCUUUGUUCUAAUUUUGGAUAUUUUAAUAAUAAGGAGCAAUUCACACAAACGAUUCAGAAAUAUAUUGCAGUCGUCAAAGAAAUCGCCAUAUCAGCGGAAUGAUAUGGUGACCUGUACCACAUAUUUUGGAAAGGGGUCUUAAAAAUGCUUGAAUUUGGUUUCACGUAAAAUACCUUUAUUUUGUACGGCCAACAAAUAUUUUUCAAAAUCGAGCCGACUAAUCGUUGUGUGAACGUAGCUUAAGACGAAGAAUCGAACAUAGUUCGUCUAGACGCAUAAUGCGUCUUGUGCCCGUCUUUAUACUGAAGACGCAUAACCAUGCAGACGAACAAUAAAUGCUUGCCCAAGUUCGUCCAGACGCAUAGUACGUGUCUAGUAUAAAAACGGCCAAUUAUAAUCAACAUGCAUAAUCAUAUUUUUACAAACAGGAUUUACUGGUGCAUAUUAGAUGGCGCAGAUACAAACAGACAGUUUGUUAAGAUUCACUUUGCAGACGUUGAUCCUGCUGAAAAAUUAUUUACUACGAACAAUAUUUAGACAGACGAUCCUAUGAUAUUCAUUAUGGACCCGAAGGUAAUGUAGGACUGUGUAAGGGUUUGUAUGGUCAUCCCUAUGGGUCAUCCAGAUGUUCUUUAAUGCAUGUACAGUAUUGAUCAGUAUACAACUGGUACUUCUUAUAGACUCUUCAAGAUUUGCUGAUUUGGGCAUAAUCAACGCAACUUAAAAUCUCGUAUUUAAACAACAAUUAACACUUAUUUAGUGGAAGCGAGGGAAACAGUAUGUUUUGUGGACUCAAGACCGUCGAUGUUUCCCGAGGCGAAGCCGAGGGAAACAUCGAGGGUCCACAAAACAUACUGCUUUCACGAGGUCCAAUACUGCUUUACCGAGGUAUAUAUCAAUAGUCAAAGAAACAACAGAUUAAAGAACAAGUGAACGUAAAUACAUGAAAUAUUUUAUUGUUAAAACGUUAAAUUAAACACUGCAGUUUCUUAAAGCGAAAGUUAAAUUAUUAUAAAGUUAUCAAACGUUUAGAAAGCAUCCAAUUUAUGUCAAAACGUACACAACACUCAAAAAAAUUAACAGUCAAAAUAUAGACAACUACUUGCUAUUAAAAUUAAAGGAAAUACGAAAAUAAAAAUGCCCAAAAAAAUCGCGCGCUUUUAAGGUCGUCCAAAGGUCGCAUCUUCACGUGAUGGCGCACAUGAUUUCUUUCGUUAUUCCCCGGUCGAUAACGUAUUAUCUCGCGCUGUUGCGAGGGAGACAGCCUAAUUUCGUCACUCUCAUGUGAUAUGCUCUCGACCAAUAAAACAUUAGAAAAAGGGGACUUUGACUAUUGGUAUAUACACACUAUGCAUAAUGCCUUUCAAGCCGCAUCAAAACGAGGUCGGUAGGUCAAAUGGCGGUAGGACAAGCUCGUUUCGAAGCGAACCUUGUUUUGCUUUUUGUUGUGUUGUCUUCGAAACAAGUACAAAAACCAAUUUAAAAGUCAAAAUUGACCUGCCCGCUUCGUUUUGGUGAGACUCGUUUCCAGGUUCCGAACGCGAACGAGGCAUUAUGCAUAGCGUGUAUAUAAUAGUACGAUUCAAUUAAUGUACAGUACUUACACUUUACUAUAAUACUUAGGUUAUUUAUUGAGCACACUGUGUAACGGUUUUCAUCUAUCAUAUAUUUAAGAAUAAAUGAAGAGGAAUUUCAAGUUUUACUUGCAUUUAAGUUUUAUUUAUAUCCGGAGCUUGUGUAUAUAAUAAAACAGUUAUUCUACUCACUCUCGUCGUAUAUGACUGAUAUAGCCAACUUGGGGCUACGCACCUUGUCGGCUAUCAGUGCAUAUACGACUCGAGUUCGCAGAAUAACUGUUAAAUAUACGCCAUUCUAAACAUUUUAAUUACGUUUUUGUUAAUGCAAUGAUUGUAAAAACGGUGAUGUUGUGAAUGUUUUUUUUCCAGCAUAAUUUAAAGAAAGUGAGGAACAACAUUCAAAAGAGUAACCUUUCUGAGAAACCAAGAUGCCUAAGAAUAUGUGGGAAAAAUAUUAUGUGGCAGCAAUUCAAAGAUGCUUGCAAGUGGGACCAGUCUAGCUGCAGUUUAUCAAUACAUGAAAAUUUAACCGAGAACCAUUUUGAAUUAGAUUCCGCCGCCAAGAUGAGGAACCACCUUGCCGAAGAUGUCCUUAAUAACAAGAUGCUGUUUUUGAUCCAGGUUAUUGUGAUUCUGACGGUUAAAUAACGUGGACUAUAAAUAUUUGUGAAUUGAAAAUGUAAAGCAAUCUAUAAUGUAUUUUUACUUUGUACUUUUGCAGAAAUAUAAAGAAGACCUGAUGGCCAGAGGUAAAAAAAAUGUAUCGGAUGAAAUGGAAUCUGUAAUUCUUCUACUGAAGCACACAAGCAAUUUGGUGCAAUUAUUUAACGAUCGCUUAUUCAUAUAUUCAAAUGAUGAUGACCGGAUCAAGAAAUUGAAGGCCUUUUAUAAUUUCUUGAUGAGUUGGCGUGACGAAACUAAAGAGAGUAAUAACUUAUUUAUUUCGUCUAAACUAUUUUUUGAUUUACAAUCAAUGUGUUUAGGCUUUCAAGCUAUGAUAGACUUUAAGACCUCCAAAUUCAAAGGAUCGGUUGUUAAACCGUGUAUUAUAAACCAGGACUGCGUAGAAAACCAUUUCUGCCAUGUUAGAGCGUGUAAUAGGCAGAACAAUAACCCGACAUAUUUACAACAAGCUGCAACACAAUCUUCUAUUAGAUAUGGACAAACUACUGUUAGUAGAAAAAGCAAUGCAGCUAAACUAAGAGUAAACAAAAACAAAGCUUGCUCAUUACCCCGCUAG